This is a messenger RNA of Diaporthe citri, 813 nucleotides long. RefSeq lists its product as uncharacterized. The record is from RefSeq and is a predicted model, not a curated record. The coding region runs from base 1 to 813 and encodes 270 amino acids. NCBI's taxonomy places the organism in Eukaryota, Fungi, Ascomycota, Sordariomycetes, Diaporthales, Diaporthaceae. The transcript has a single exon.
AUGGACCGCUCUGAUUCCUGGCCGGUGGCCCAGGCCCCGCCCGACACCGAGGCCGGGUCCGGCAUCGACAUCGGCGACCUGGGGGAGACGCUGUCAUUCCUGCGGUGCUUCGACACCAUCUUCCUGGUCGACGACUCUGCGGCGAUGGGCCCCUACUGGGCCGACGUCAAGGCGCUCCUGGAGCGCAUCACGCCCAUAUGCGCCAAGUACGACCCGGACGGGAUCGACCUGUUCUUCCUGAACCACCGGCCCAAGGGCCUGCUGUCGAGCAUGUCUUUCCGCAAGUCCGGGUACCGCCGCAUCGGCGGCAACACGGCCGACACGGUGGCGGGCGUCUUCGACCGGGUCAAGCCCAGCGGCAAGUGCAACAUGGGCGCGCGCCUCACCAAGCUGUUCCACUGGUACCACGGCAUGCUGAAGCAGGACGAGGAGGGCGCCGCCCUCAACCUGAUCGUCAUCACGGCGGGGGCCUUUGAUGACGACAUCAAGGCCCCGCUGGUCCACGUCGCCAAGAGCCUGGACGAGAUGGGCGUCCCCGAGCACCAGGUCGGCGUCCAGCUCUUCCAGAUCGGCAAGCCCACCCUCGAGGUCGCCCAGACCUUCGAGUACCUGGACGACCAGCUCCACAAGGAGGCUCACACCAGGGACAUCGUCGACACCACCACGUGGACGGGCAAGCCGGGGUCGUUGUCCACGGAUGACCUGCUCAAGGUCGUGCUGGGCGCCGUGGUCAAGAAGCUGGACGAGCGCAGCAAGGGCAUGGAGCUCAACAGCGCCGCGCCUGCGAAGCGCUACGACGGGGAUGGUUACUGA